AUAUACAUACACUUUUUAAAACCAACAUCUACACCCAACACCUACACCUGGACAGGAACCCCUCGCAAAAUGUCAUUGCUUCACUUUAUUCAAAAGCCUAAGUUUUCGGAAAUUGUUAAGCAUAAAUUUUAGUGAAUUGCCAACAAACAAUCAAGGUUUGCAAUAAAGCCACUAUUGUGUUGCCCAAAAUAUGCCCCAAACCAGAAGUUAAAGACGAUUCAGUCCACGCCAAUGCCAGUCAUGUUGCAAAAGGAUGUCCAUCCGGGGCGACCACAGCGUCCAAUACACGAGGAGGUGAAGAAACUAUCGGAUGCCCAACUGUCCAUGAUGUGCCACAACUAUCGUAUUUUUCCGGGUGCGAUCACCUUUCGGAAUCGGCGACAAGCCGAGCGCCAGCUGCACAUUGCUCUAAUCGAGGAGCGGGCUCGUCACCGGGCACGUCAGCAGUUCGCCGAGGAAUUGAGGCAAGAGCAUUCCGAGGAUCCCAAUUUUCGGCCAGGUCCUCCUCCCCCGCAGCAGCACUAUGAUUUCAGAGCAGCCUUGCCACCGCCGGCGGCUCCUGCCCCGCAUUACUGGCCCGUGGCAAGAACUGUCAAUAUGCGUAUUAAUCCACCACCUAGUAGUACCUUCCAAUAUCGCCAGGAACCCGUUCUGGAGCCCCAUCGGUAUGUGAGCUGGCAGCAACAGAACAGGAUCAACAAGAAAGCUACACAACAGAGUUUUCACCGGCCAGUUGAAGUUCAAGCCAGCGACGAGGGCACUGAACUCAAUUUCCUCGGCUUUACGCUGCCCUUCACACUGGAAACGGCCAGGGAUAUCACCAAUAAAAUAGGUGAAACUCUCAAGCGUUUCCAGGCCGUUGGGGAUAGCCAGGCGGCGACUAGGUUCGAGGGAGGGAGUCAAGGAAAAUACGAGGUAAGGAAUACCGAGAAUGUUGCUCAUCAUCAGACGCAUCAAAGUUCAUAUCAGACAAGCACCAUGAGUGAGCGUAGCCAAGAUGCAUCUGAGGAGGAGUACCAGGAGGACAUAUCCAUAGGGGAAGGUCUGGAAAUGCCUCACGAGAACGAUAGGGAUACGCUAUUCGAUUAUUUGCAGGAUGACAGUGUGCUGCAGACCUACGUACCAUCCGUUUCAAAAGUGAAAACUCUGGCGGAUGCUCAGGCUCAGACUGAACUGGUUGAGAACUCCAGUAGCGUCAGUACGGCCACCACCUACCAUGAUUUUUUUAGCCAUGAGCCGCUGAAGAAGGCGGCGGGUCACUCUUGGUGGUCUUGGUGGCCCAAACGGGCGAUGGCGGGAGACGAGCGGAUUCCGGUGGCGGAGCAGACCCGCGAAAGGGAGCACAAACACGAGCACGAGGUGAAGUCCAUUGACUAUUUGAGCGACUCAACGCUGCAUGCCGACGAUGGGGUGCUGGAGCUAAUGCCAAGGGUGGAACUCCGCGAUGACAGCGAGGAGGAGGACUUGGUUGUCCUGCCGGAUGGCAGCCUAAGUACCCAACCAUCGCCACGUUCCUACGCCGGUUUCUGCGGGUCCAUUUUCCGGUUCCUUCUGUGCGAUCGGGACGCAAAACUGGACCCGGAGAAGCUACGUGCCGCUUUCCUUGGCUGCUGCAUGGCCUUUGCCAUUUAUAUGGGCUUCAGGAUGAUACGAUAGUGGCGAAAAACUAAAGCUAAGAAUGUUUUAAAUUAUGUUUUUGGCUGCAGACUGAGCUAAUAGGUUUUAAGGGGAUUGAAAUAGUUAAAGAGAUGCAAGCAACAUAAAA
Messenger RNA from Drosophila serrata, 1765 nucleotides. RefSeq lists its product as uncharacterized. The record is from RefSeq and is a predicted model, not a curated record. Lineage: Eukaryota; Metazoa; Arthropoda; Insecta; Diptera; Drosophilidae.